CUAAUAAGAUUGCAUUAAAAUGAUUAAAAUCAAAUAAUGACUUUUUAGAAAUCAAAUAAUAUUAACAGAUUAGCGGCUUGCUAGAGGAAAUGCUCCUGUACCGACCCAAAGCGUCCCCUUAUCAGCGGAAGUGAGCGUGAAGCAGAUAUGAAACUCUAUAAAUGUUUUUGGACCGAACUUCGUUUGUUCUGGUCUGGUUCGCCUGCGGUUCUCCUGUCAGAACCGAACACUCACCAUCUCUGAACUCUGGUUUCUAACCAGGCCGGUCUUCCCCACUCGAGCACCUUCAUCUGAGCGACUAAAUGAAACUGGAGCAGGGGGCUUGUGGGCAUGAAGUGGCUGGGCGAAUCCAAGAACAUGGUAUUAAAUGGCAGACGCCACGGGAACAAGUUGACCAGCAGCGAUCAACCGGUGAGCCAGACUCGCUCCCAGCAACCGCAGCGGACGUCGCUGCGCCACAGCAGGAGCCACCCACGCAGCCGCAGAUGCAGCCGCAGGUGUAAUGGCGCCAGCCUGGAGGCGGAGCGGCGCUACGUGCCGUCGUCAGGGAUGACCGCCAAGGAGCUGUGUGAGAACGAUGACCUGACCACCAGCCUCAUCCUGGACCCCUACCUGGGCUUCCAGACACACAAGAUGAACACCAGAUUCCGACCAAUCAAAGGACGGCAGGAGGAGCUGAAGGAAAUCAUCGAGCGCUUUAAGAAACACGACAACAUGGAGAGGGCCUACAAGGCGCUGACGACGGGAGACUGGUGCCGGAACCUGUUCCUGCACAAGUCCAAGGCUCAGGAGAAGCUCUUCAAGCAGCACGUGUUCGUCUACCUGCGGAUAUUCACGGCAGACAGCGGCUUCGAGAUUCUGCCCUGUAAUCGCUAUUCAUCGGAGCAGAACGGAGCCAAAAUCGUGGCUACGAAGGAAUGGAAGAGGAACGAUAAGAUCGAGUUCCUGGUGGGCUGCAUCGCCGAGCUGUCGGAGAGCGAGGAGAACAUGCUGCUGCGCCACGGAGAGAACGACUUCAGCGUCAUGUACUCCACCAGGAAGAACUGCGCCCAGCUGUGGCUCGGCCCGGCCGCCUUCAUCAACCACGACUGCCGGCCGAACUGUAAGUUUGUGUCGACGGGCCGAGACACGGCCUGCGUCAAGGUCCUGAGGGACAUCGAGCCCGGGGAGGAGAUCUCCUGUUACUAUGGAGACGGCUUCUUUGGGGAAAGCAAUGAGUUUUGUGAAUGUUAUACGUGUGAAAGACGGGGAACCGGUGCUUUCAAAUCCAAAGCCGGGCUGCCGGCGGAGGUUCCGGUCAUCAACAGCAAGUACGGGCUGCGGGAGACGGACAAGCGGCUCAACCGGCUGAAGAAACUCGGAGAAGGGAACAGGAGCUCGGACAGCCACUCUGUGGGAUCCCACACCGACGUCGACUCUCAGGAAAUGCCAAAAACACAUCAAUCUGCCAGAACCAGAACUUCAUCUUCAUCGUCUUCAUCGCCGGGCCUGAAGUACCGGACCCGGACCCCGAGCAGACAGACUGUGUCCCGAGCCGUCUCUACCUCAUGUUCCAAACCGGCUCCAGGAAACAGCAGCAGGGAACCAAAGAGACUUCGCUCCCAGUCCAAACCUCCCAGCAAGGUGCGGCUGCGCAGCCGCAGGCGGGCGGCAGCGGCCCGCGCAGACGCCGUCCCGCUGGGCCUCAGGGACUCCAAGGUGCUGCCGUGUAAGAGCAUCGUCACCGUGAAGAAGGAGAAGGACGGUCUGGAGGUGGCACCGCUUGGCCCAAGGGGCUGCCUGACCCGACACGCCGCCAAGGAGAACGGCGGCCUUCCCGACGGAGGCCACGGCUCCGCCUACAGGACUCGCAGGUCCACGCGGACCCUGAAGGCCCCGGAGCCCACACCGGGCGCCAAGCUGGAGCCCGGCGCCAUGGACGGGCUCAGCCCGGUACCGGGCGGCGUGGUCAUCAAAACAGAGCCGGCGGACAUGGACGAGUACCUGCAGCACGGCGGCGGCCUGUCGCAGCCGCCGGUGCUAGGCGGCUACGGACGGAGGAGCUCGUGUUCAGGCCGGAAGCGGCCGUCCCGGCUCCGGACUGAGCGGACCAUCAAAUGCGAAGGCUCCGACUGUGAGCCGUUUGCUGCGGGGCGUGAUGGCGGGAACGUGUUGCUGAGCUUCGCCGACAGACACCGGGACUACAACGGCGUGGCCAACGGCGGCAAAUCCCUCCGCCGCGAUAAGAGCAAGAGCGGCUGCCGCUCACAAGACAAGGCCAAGAAGAAGCGGCGCAUCACGCGCUACGACGCGCAGCUAAUCCUGGAGAACAGCGGCGGCAUUCCCAAGCUGACGCUCCGCCGGCGGAGGGACAGCAGCAGCAGCAAGACGGCUGACGGCGCCGACGCCGUGGCCUCCUCCACGCUCAGCCCCACCUCCUCUAGCAAGAUCAGCAUCAAGUUCAGCAAGGAGCACGACAAGGACAAGGCCGGCUCCUACAUCGCCAAGCUCAACAACGGCUUCGCGCCCGUUGUCCAUGGCAACGCCACCAAGCUGAAGAUCCAGCUGAGGAAGGAGGACGACGCCCGGCGGCUCCAGGCCAACGGGGAUGCGGCCAGCGGCGUCCAUCGCACCCAGAAGGUCCUGGCCGACCCUUCCUCUGACGAGGAUGACGACGAUGACGAUGAUGAUGAUGAGGAGGAGGAAGAGGAGGAGGAGGAGGAGGAAGACGACUACUUCCACAACGACUUCGAGGACGACUUCAUUCCACUUCCUCCGGCGAAGCGUCUGCGGCUGAUCGUGGGGAAAGACUCCAUCGACAUCGAUAUCUCCUCCAGGAGGAGGGAGGAUCAGUCUCUGCGGCUCAACGCCUGAAGCUUCUGUAAAUACCGCCGCCGCCGCUGAUGAUGGACAGGAAGUGACGUGGAACUCGAAUCACCACGGAGCGGACCCGGGUGCUGUUGACCUGCGGCAAAGCUCUGCUCUCCGCUGAACUUCCAGUCGGACCGGAUCCGGUCCAGGAUCCAGCCGAGUCUCCAGUGGAAACGGGCUUUGUUUUGAGUUGUACUGUUCCUUUAAGAGAAUGCACUUGUUGUUUCAUCAUGGACGUGUAGAAAGUGUACAGAUCAUGGCUUCUGUCUCCAGGCAGGUUUUUGCUCUGUGUCCGCGCUCAGAGCCGUUUAUCCAGAGGCAUUAGAGCCGCUCCGCCGCCAGGUCCGCUUCCGGUUCUGCUGCCGGUUCUGCUGGGCGUCCGCCGAUCAGCAGCCAGGGCCCCACAGCCAAUCAUGUUCCUGAAUGAAUCACAGCUUUAGGUCGGGCUGAGUCCAAACAGCUGCUGAUUUUUCCUGAUUUCUGGAAUUCAGUCAUAAAAAACCAUCCGGAUCUUCAGGAAAACGUCACAAUAAGCUAAUAUAAAAAAACCAAUAUGGAGUCAGCUUCCCAGAAAGCUGCGCUGUCCCUUUAAGAGGAGCAGAAUGGAUUUAAACUGCUUCAGCCUGGAAAAAUUCGAUUUUCCAGAUAAAAACGGAAACGGCGUAUCCAUCUUCAUUUUUCCAGACAUUAUUCCGGAUCAUUUUCCAAACAGAUCAGGAAUCUGGGUUUCAGUUUUCAUUUUUUAAACUGAUUGUUGAAGUUCAGAUCCAAUAUCCUGACAUCCAGUUCGGACCAGAAAACACGUCAGGCUUUUCCAAACUCUCAUUCCCAAAUCCUUCCUCCUAUCUGCUUCUUUUUUACUUCCAAGUUGAAAUGUUUAUUUCGGAACGGAUCCGGUUCCCUCUGGAUCUGCUUCAUUACAAAUCUGUUUCCAGAAAAGUUUCUGGAUUCUGAAGUGAUUCUAAAACAAAUCCUGGAAUUGUGAGUUUGGAAACUCUGGAACGGUAAAUGUGGAUUCCUGGUUUGAAUCAAUGAACAUUUGGACCUGACCAGGAUAAACUCGACCCGGUUCUGCUUGUGGUUCUGAUUUCCCAAUGGUAUUCCAGAUUUUUAAUCCCAGAUUGGGAAUCAGGUUCCGGCCCGGUUCCCUGACCUGGAAUCUGAUGGUAUUCCCUGCAGGAAAGCUGCUCAGCUCUGCAGCCUUUCAGAAUUAAAGCACAGGCCUCCUCUUCCUCCUCGCAUCACAGCAGAACUGGAACCAGAACUUGGCAGCAGAAUCCGGCUGGGCUGACGUUCCGACCUGAAGCUGAUGUACAGAAGGACCUCUGACCUCUCCCCUCAGCUGAGUUUUCCCGCUCCUCUCCCAGUUUCCCAUGAUUCUCGGCGUCGCUGACACUACAGCCUGUCUCUCUUCUUCUGUGGUGCUACUCAGACUUCCUGUCCAGAGUCGCAGGAAGACGGCGGCAGGAAGUGUUUGUUUGUUUACAGGAAGUUGUUUUCAGCUUCUCUGAGGAAGACUUCCUCCUCCUCUUCCUCCUCUGAGGUCAGCUCAGAGAUCCCUGAUCCCUGAUUGGUUGUCGCCCCAUUCCUCCUCCGUCUGUCUGAGCAGGAUCAGCUGGGAACGUCGACCCGUUUCUGUGUUACCGUUCACAUCACCAGCAGCCAAUCAGCGUCUUGUCCCGCCCCCGUCGGCCAAUCAGCCGUCUCCCUCCUCUCUCACUGUAAACUCUUCCAGGUGCGGCCGCCAGCUUCCAGCGGCCUGAGGCGGAGGGCGGAGCGUUGCCGAGCGCUAGCAGAACUAAAGCAGGCAGAUAUUGUCCAAUAUGUAAAUCAUGUGAACACAUCUUGUACUUAUUUAACAGUUUUGAAUACUUGAAAACUAUAUAAAGUUUCUUUGUGACUCUUG
Messenger RNA from Xiphophorus couchianus (Monterrey platyfish), 4756 nucleotides. RefSeq names its product lysine methyltransferase 5B (gene kmt5b). The transcript is spliced from 10 exons. Gene Ontology annotation, molecular function: histone H4K20 methyltransferase activity; protein binding. The coding region runs from base 331 to 2853 and encodes 840 amino acids. Gene Ontology annotation, cellular component: nucleus. Lineage: Eukaryota; Metazoa; Chordata; Actinopteri; Cyprinodontiformes; Poeciliidae. The record is from RefSeq and is a predicted model, not a curated record.